Acanthosepion pharaonis is the source of this 516-nucleotide messenger RNA. The record is from the annotation of a GenBank genome assembly. Lineage: Eukaryota; Metazoa; Mollusca; Cephalopoda; Sepiida; Sepiidae.
AUGCAAGCAGGAGACAAGAUUAGUGGAUUCCACCUUAUUCCUUUCCUAUUUCCUACUUUGCUCUUUUACUGUAUAUUUUCUGACCUCAUCUUACCUCAUCUAUUCCUUCCUUUCUCUUUUUCGUAUUUGUUCUUGGUUUCGUCUUCUUUCUUUUCUUUCCUUCAUUCGCACAUUUUUUUAAUCUUAUUUGCUGCUUUUAUUCAUUUCUUUUUUUUUUCGUUUUUCUCAGUUUCCCGUAUUCUUUCUUUCUUAUUUCACUUUAUUAGUUCCAUUCUUCAUCUUUCCUUCUUUCCUUUCCUCUUUCAACCAUUCUUUCUUUCGUUUGUUCAGUUGUUUUCUUUCACUUACGCACACACACAUUCUCUCUCUAUCGUUUUUUCUUUUCUUAAUUGUAUAAUUCCAUCUAUUUCAUUCAUUAAUCGCUUUUCUUUCUUUUUCUUUCUUUCUUUUUCUUUCUUUCUUUCUUUCUUUCUUUCUUUCUUUCUUUCUUUCUUUCUAAUUUACUUUCUUUCUUAA